ACUUCCGCCGCGUAACCUCUGAACCCGGAGGUUUCCCACGUGGAUCAAUGGAGGCGAGCAGAGGAAACGUGCAGAAAGCCGAACAGAGAGCCGGGAUGAAGAAAACAGAGAAAACGAACAAAAAGAGGAGUAAACAGGACGAUGAAGAAGAGGAGGAAGAUCAGCUCUUCAAUUUGAACAACAAAUCUUUGGAAGAAGAUGAUGAAGAUUUAUCAGACAGCGAGGAGAGCGUCUACUCAGGACUGCAGGAUUCUGGGAGUGACUCUGACGAAGAGGAAGAGGAGGAAGCAGAGGGAGGAUCAGAUGAUGAGGAUGAACAGGACCAGAAUGAAAAAUCGACUGUGAAGAAGAGCAAGAAGAAGGAAAGAGCAGAUGAAGAAAAGGAAGUGAAGAAGGAAGACGAAUACAACCAUGACACGUCAGACGAGGAGGACAUCAGGAACACGGUGGGAAACAUCCCCAUGGAGUGGUACAAAGACUUCCCUCACGUCGGCUACGAUUUAGACGGGAAGAAAAUCUUCAAGCCGAUCAGGAACAAGGACGAACUUGAUGACUUCUUGGAGAAAAUGGAGAAUCCCGAUUACUGGAGAACGGUUCACGACAAGAAGACGGCGAGCGACAUCGUGCUGUCGGACGAGCAGAUCGAGUUGGUGAACCGUCUGCAGAAAGGACAGUUUGGAGACGUUAACUUCAAUGAGUAUGAGGUAUUUAUGUUUGUUUGUUUACUUCAAACUGAAAUUUAAAAAACUAAUAAAACAAAUAACAAGUAGGACAAGAGGAAACUUGUGCAAACACAUCCAAUAACAAAAUAAUUAGCUUACCAAAACUUUUCUGUUUGUAGAGGAAGAAGAAGAAGUGAGUUUAACAUAGUUUAAUAAAAUAAAUCACUUACUGACAGGAAUAAUCAGAAAUAUGUAAUGAAAAACCUGUGAUAUUGAAAGUUUUAACUUUUUUAUGCACAAAUUAAAAAUGAAUAAACACACAAUGCUAAAAGAAAUAGAAAAACAGUAUUUAAAUACAGUUUAUUAAACCUUCGUUUUGUCAUUCAUGAAGAUUCAUGAAGUCAAAGCAGCAGAAUAUUUUCUGUUUAUUUUUUUAAAACAAAUCUCCAAGGAAUACUUACAUUUU
Molecule: messenger RNA, 1128 nt
Organism: Gambusia affinis (western mosquitofish)
Lineage: Eukaryota; Metazoa; Chordata; Actinopteri; Cyprinodontiformes; Poeciliidae
Gene: bop1
Product: BOP1 ribosomal biogenesis factor
Exons: 5
Coding region: 48-743 (231 amino acids)
Biological process (GO): ribosome biogenesis; maturation of LSU-rRNA from tricistronic rRNA transcript (SSU-rRNA, 5.8S rRNA, LSU-rRNA)
Cellular component (GO): preribosome, large subunit precursor; PeBoW complex
Molecular function (GO): ribonucleoprotein complex binding
Source: RefSeq, a predicted model, not a curated record